Molecule: messenger RNA, 1090 nt
Organism: Carlito syrichta (Philippine tarsier)
Lineage: Eukaryota; Metazoa; Chordata; Mammalia; Primates; Tarsiidae
Product: E3 ubiquitin-protein ligase DTX1-like
Exons: 6
Coding region: 1-891 (296 amino acids)
Biological process (GO): Notch signaling pathway; protein ubiquitination
Cellular component (GO): nucleoplasm
Molecular function (GO): metal ion binding; ubiquitin protein ligase activity
Source: RefSeq, a predicted model, not a curated record
AUGGUUGUAGAGGACACAGACGGGCACAAAGAGGUCGGGGUGCGCCCAGGAGCCAGAGACAGAAGGCAAGCCAGGGUCCCCCGAUGUGGAGUCAGGGGCUGGAGUCCAGCUGCGGCCUCUUCUCCCCGCAGUGUUCCUGCGCUCCCGGUGAAGAACUUGAAUGGCACUGGGCCGGUGCACCCGGCCCUAGCAGGUAAGAACCCGGAGGACGUGGUUCGGAGGUACAUGCAGAAGGUGAAAAACCCCCCGGACGAGGACUGCACCAUUUGCAUGGAGCGGCUGGUCACGGCAUCCGGCUACGAGGGCGUGCUCCGGCACAAGGGCGUGCGGCCUGAGCUGGUGGGCCGCCUGGGCCGCUGUGGCCAUAUGUACCACCUGCUGUGCCUCGUGGCCAUGUACUCCAAUGGCAACAAGGAUGGCAGUCUGCAGUGUCCCACCUGCAAGGCCAUCUACGGGGAGAAGACAGGGACGCAGCCGCCCGGGAAGAUGGAGUUCCACCUCAUCCCACACUCUCUGCCCGGCUUCGCCGACACGCAGACCAUCCGCAUCGUCUACGACAUCCCCACAGGCAUCCAGGGCCCUGAGCAUCCCAACCCGGGGAAGAAGUUCACUGCCAGAGGCUUCCCGCGACACUGCUACCUGCCCAACAACGAGAAGGGCCGGAAGGUGCUGCGACGGCUCAUCACAGCCUGGGAGAGGAGACUCAUCUUCACCAUCGGCACGUCCAACACCACGGGCGAGUCGGACACUGUGGUGUGGAACGAGAUCCACCACAAGACGGAGUUUGGGUCCAACCUGACGGGCCACGGCUACCCGGACGCCAGCUACCUGGACAACGUGCUGGCCGAGCUCGCGGCCCAGGGAGUGUCUGAGGCCGCAGCCAAGGCCUGAGGCCCAAGGCCACUCAUCUUCCCUCCUGCUUUGCCCCUGCUCCGGCACUCGCCUCCCCGCCAGGUGUGGCCUGGAGGCCCAGGUCAGGGCCGGGAGGAGCCUGCGGGAGGAGCCGGAAGCAUCCGGAUGCCUGGCUGGUGGCCGAUGGGAUGAUGGGGUCGACGCCCGGUGGCUGUGACCCACAGGCCCUGAGAGGGCC